Molecule: messenger RNA, 2741 nt
Organism: Tigriopus californicus
Lineage: Eukaryota; Metazoa; Arthropoda; Copepoda; Harpacticoida; Harpacticidae
Product: esterase E4-like
Exons: 10
Coding region: 419-2203 (594 amino acids)
Source: RefSeq, a predicted model, not a curated record
UGAUUACUUUCCAGUUCUGUGUGCCUUACAAGUGGCAUGAGAGGUUCAACGGAAUUCCUCAGGUGAAAACUUAGCGUCUGUCGGAGUCUCGACAAUGAAGCUAUCAGACCAGCAUUGCAGCACUGUCUUUGGAAGCAUUGUGGAGUAAAUGAUUAAUUUGAGAAAGAGUUCUUCCCAUCAGGGAUCCACCCUGGCAUGAGAAUAGUCUCAAUUUAGAGUCAACGCCAACGCCAAGCGCCAGAAAUGUCCCUUCUCCGUCCCUCCUUGAAAGGCUUUUAAUCAAGCGAAUGGAGUCAGGGACGACUCGGGGAUUCUCGCUUACCAUGUCACUUGUCCGAUUGGCUCCAAGGACGUCAUACCUGAAGAGAUUGUGGAUCCGACGGGAAGUGUGCUUGAUCUCCGUGUUGUGUUGGUGGUGAUGAACCUAUGCUCGUCAAUCAUGGAUUGCCUGCCAGGACGAGGUGAUGCUGCCAGUCCAAAGGUCAACGUCUCAUGUGGAAUGCUCCUCGGAAGAGCCAGAGAGACCAACCAAGGCACGGAGUACGUCAGCUUUACCAAAAUUCCUUAUGCCUUACCCCCAACAGGUAGGCUCCGAUUUCGGAAACCACUCCCAGCGGAUGAUUGGCAGGAAGUUUACCGAGCAAAGUCCAAAUGUUCUCGACCACUUCAACUCAACAAGCUAAUAGGGAACCGAGUCAUUGGUCAAGAAGACUGCCUACAUCUCAAUGUGUACACACCAGAUCUGCCCAUUACUGAAAACCAGACUAAAUUACCAGUCAUGGUGUGGCUUUACGGGGGUGAAUUCGUAAUGGGGGAUGCAUCGGAGGAUAUGCAACUUCCCGAACACAUUAUGGACAAUGGGCAAGUGGUUGUGGUAACCGUGAACUAUCGUUCAGGUCCUUUAGGCUAUUUAUGCUUAGAGAGCGAAAAAGCUCCGGGAAACUUGGCUCUCUGGGAUCAAAACAUGGCCUUACAUUGGGUAAAGCAGAAUAUUGCGGCCUUUGGAGGCGACCCCAAUAACGUUACCUUGGUUGGUGAAGGAUCCGGAGCGGUUUGUGCUUGCUACCAUCUGAUUUCUCCUCGAAGUGCUGGACUUCUGCACAAGCUCAUCAUUAUGUCCGGAUCUUUGGCCUCGUUGGCAUACCAUUCUGACCGGGAACCAGUGGACAUCGCUAGACAAUUUGCCAAAAAAUUGGGCUGCGCCAACAUAGAAAGUCCAGACGCCAUUUUGCAACAACUCCAAGAGCUCAACGCCGAGGAUAUUGUGGGAGCCUCUGCUUGCUUGCAAGAAUGGAGCCAUUUCAGUCCCAAUCCCUGGCUUCCAGUUGUUGAUGCAGGCUUCUUGAAAGAACCAUUCAUACCAGGACAUCCAUUCGAAGUUAUUGCCAAGGGCAAAAUCAACAAAUUACCCCUUAUAUUCGGAUCCACCUUGGACGAGGGAAUCUAUUUCGCUUCGUCUUUCCUUGGGUCCGAACCGAUUUCGCUGGGGCCUCAACUGGCUGAAAAUUGGCCUCUUAUCUUGGGUGGGAUCCUUUUGAACCGAAGCGGAAGCAAAUUUGACGCCUCAGACAUUUCUACCAUCACCAAGAUUAAAGAGUUCUAUUUGGGCGAUGACGCGGAAUUCAACCGAGAAAACAAGCAAAAAUUGAUCCAAAUGUUCGGGGAUGCUUUCACUUUUGGUGGAAAUGAAAUGUUCUGCAAGCUGAUCAACUCCGUCUCUGCCCAACCAAUUUACCAAUAUUCUUACGAGUUUUUGGGAUCCUGUCAGUUUGGCGAACUCAUCACGUACCCACCAAAGAACGCCUUAUCUAAAGUCAUGCUCGACAAAAUCGGAUUGAAGAUCCACUCUUCCAAAGAGGAGGGGGUUUCCCACGGUGACGACCAUUUUUGCUUCUUCUCCUCAAAUCUCCCGAUGAUGGGCAAAUCAUUCUCCAAAGGGACUGAUGGGAAAGUAUCGGAUCGAAUGGUUCAGUUGUGGGUGAAUUUUUCAAAAUUUGCUAAUCCGACUCCUAACCAGAAUGAUCCCCACUUGGGUCGAUUGACUUGGGAUCCUGUCAAGGGUGAUAAACGACCUUAUCUCGCCCUGAGCACCAAAUUUGAGGUCCGCGAAUUCUCUGCCGAUCUGAAGUGUCGCUCAGGAUUCUGGAUUGGGCUCAUUGAGAGCCAGCAGGAGAGGAAAAAGGCCCCACUUCCAGAUUCGUAAAUUCAGGGCGCAGCCCUUUCAUUUGAAUCUCACUCAACCUCCAAGUUAAUCUCGCUCUUUCAAACAGAACCAUAUUACUACUAUCUUUCACAUGUUGCAUGCUUCGAAUUUCAUUCAUCUUAUGCAAUUUAAAUUACAAAUGGGAAUCUUCUUGGCCAUUAUCUACCCCGAAGUACAAAAUCGAAAAAAAACACUCAUUUUGAAAUAUAGUGCACAUGCUUCAAAUCUCAAUUCCGACAAGAUGAAGUGAUCUGUUAAGUCGUUUCCUGAGUCGCAUUACCAUACCAAAGUCAAUAACUCAUCCUGCUGUCUAAUGUCUGACAACUGGUGCCAGAAAAUGUCAUUUUGAAAACAUUCCAAAGCUUUGUUUGAGUUUGCUUUUGAAGCACUUGACUUUGUUUUUGAGAAAUAGAAGUGAUAACUAGGCUUUAUAACAUUUUAAGGGUGACCACUCUCUCCGUUUCCAGAUCUACAUAAAGUUCUAGUUUACACGCAAAUUUAUCUGGCGAUUCAAAUGCAUCUUCGAUUCAAAUGUAUA